AUGGUGGACGCUUGCAAAACUAAAGAACUGGUGAUCGACUUCAGGAAAAAGUCGCAUCACACCACACCUGUGAGCAUUCAGGGUUUGGACAUUGAGAUGGUGAAGGAGUACAAAUACCUGGGUGUUCACCUCAAUAAUAAACUGGACUGCGUGGAAAGAAUCUCCUGGAGUGCCUGCAUCCAUGGCAGUCAGCAGGUUCAUCUGGGUGUGCGGCUGGUGAUGCCUUCCACCACACAGCCUUACCCUUCUUCUUGGCUGUUCACCCUGUACACGGCCUUGUCUUUCCAUUAUUCUAGCUCGGAACAAGCCAGAGCCAUCAAGGUGAUUGACAAGCACUCAGUGCAUCAGAUCUGUUCAGGGCAGGUGGUGCUGAGUUUGGCAACAGCCGUGAAAGAGCUGGUGGAGAACAGCAUUGAUGCAGGUGCUACACAAGUUGACAUUCGGCUUAAAGAAAAUGGGAUAGAUCUGGUGGAGGUCUCCGAUAAUGGAAAAGGGGUGGAGGAGGAGAACUUUGAGGGCCUAACUUUGAAGCACCAUACGUCUAAACUGAGAGAUUUUUCUGACUUGAUCCGUGUUGCGACGUUUGGCUUUCGUGGUGAAGCUCUCAGCUCACUGUGUGCUCUCAGUGACCUCACCGUGGUGACCUGUCAUGAAAGUAGUCAUGUGGGAACUCGGCUCGUCUUUGACCACAAUGGGCACCUCAUCAGUCGAGCCCCACAUCCUCGGCAGCAGGGCACCACCGUCAACCUCCAGCAGCUGUUUUACACGCUGCCGGUUCGCCACAAAGAGUUCCAGCGAAACAUCAAAAAGGAAUUUUCGAAGAUGGUCCAUGUCCUGCAGUCAUACUGCAUCAUCUCUACUGGUGUGCGCAUCACAUGUACAAAUCAGAUUGGCCAAGGCAAGCGUAGCACAGUGGCUUGUACGAGUGGGAGCCACAGCAUGAGAGACAACAUUGGAGCACUGUUUGGGCCUAAACAACUCCAGACUUUGAUUCCCUUUCAACAAAUAUCUCCCACUGAAAAUAUUAAAGAGGAUUAUGGCUUAAAUGAGGCUGAACUUCCAAAAGAUCUGUUCACAAUCUCUGGUUAUGUGUCUCAAGCUGAUCACGGUGUUGGACGUAGUGCAACCGACAGGCAGUUUUUCUUUAUUAACAAAAGGCCCUGUGAUCCAUCCAAGGUAGCCAAGGUUGUAAAUGAAGUCUAUCACAUGUUCAACCGCCAUCAAUACCCAUUUGUUGCACUGAACAUUUCUGUUGCUUCAGAAUGUGUUGACGUGAAUGUUACACCUGACAAGCGUCAGAUAUUUCUUCAGGAGGAGAAGCUGUUGCUUGCUGUUCUGAAGAGCUCACUCAUAGCUAUGUAUGAGACUGGUGUCAAUAAGAUCAGUCUUAAUCACACACCACAACUCAUAGCCAGCUUUUCCAGAUCAACUGAUUCUGCUGAUAGUUCGGAAUGCUCUCAAACAGCUGUGAAGCAUGAUGGGACAUCAGAGGAUUUUUCAGAGACAUCGAGUCCAACCACAAAGUCAUCUCUAAACUUAGCUGGACUAAAAGCUGCAUUUUCAAAACAGCAGGUUUCUGGUAGUGGGACAAAGACUUUAACCAGUAAAACUGUAUGUAAUGUUCCUGCUCAGAAAACAAUGCAGUCUUUUAUCCAGUGCUCUGAAAAAACUAGUUACAUGAAAUCAUCAUCAGCAGAUAGUUCAAAUAAAAUGGUAAAGUUUCCACUGAAAGCUUCCCUGUCAAGGUUAAAAAACUUUGGAUAUGGUUCAACCGUGAAUGCUGAUUCAGGUCUUUCAGAGCAAGACUCUGUCACAAGAACCUCUGAGACUUUGUGUGAAAAUGGGUCUGAAAUUGACUGUCGAGAUGACUCUGUUAUGGACGAGCCUAUCAUCAAAACAGAGCCUAACAAAGAACCUGUAAGUGAGGGUCAUAAUGUCUUAGAACCUUUAGAACAAGAGAUGGAGUCCGUCACUUGUUCUGACAGGAUCUUUAGUCCUGAGGCGAAAAAACCUAGGUGGGAUGAUGUCCCAUCAGAAAUGUCUCCGUUCCUGGCUGCUAGAGACACUUCCUGUGGACUGUUCGACAGACCUGUAAGCAUGCAGAAGAAAACAGUCUCAAUACAGUUUUCAUUUACGGAGCUGGCCAGAAGAAUGCAGAGACUGAAAGCCCAACAGAAAGAGCAGAGUGACCGGGAGCCUAAAUUUAGACGCUUUCGAGCUAAGAUUAACCCGGGUGAAAACCAGAGUGCGGAGGAUGAACUGAAGAAGGAGAUAAGCAAGGACAUGUUCAAGGACAUGGAGAUUAUCGGUCAGUUUAAUCUGGGAUUCAUCAUCACAAGGUUCAAGUCUGAUCUGUUUAUGAUCGACCAGCACGCCACAGAUGAGAAGUACAACUUUGAGAUGCUACAGCAGCAUACAGUCCUACAAGGACAGAAACUGAUAGUUCCACAGAAUCUUCACCUCCCUGCAGUGAGUGAAACUGUGCUGAUUGACAAUCUGGAAAUCUUCAAGAAAAAUGGCUUUGACUUUCUUAUUGAUGAAAGCGAACCAGUCAUGGAGCGAGUGAAGCUGGUGUCUUUACCCACAAGUAAGAAUUGGACGUUUGGCACUGGAGAUAUUGACGAGCUGAUCUUCAUGCUCAGUGACUGUCCUGGAGUCAUGUGCAGGCCUUCUCGUGUCCGGCAGAUGUUUGCCUCUAGAGCAUGCCGCAAAUCGGUAAUGAUCGGCACUGCACUGAAUACCAGUGAAAUGAAAAAGCUUGUGGUCCAUAUGGGAGAAAUUGUACAGCCUUGGAACUGUCCUCAUGGCAGGCCUACAAUAAGGCAUCUGGUUAACCUGGAUGUCAUUACUCAAGACUGAAAUGCCUUUAUUUACCAUUUAAUUACAGACUUUCAUUCAAGCAUUUAAUUGGUUUUAUAGUUUAGGUAGAAACAGAAACUACAAUCCUGUCAGCACUUUUGGCUUUGCUAUUGCAAUUUGUUGCAUGUAUAUUGUUAACAGGUUUAAGCUUAUGUUUUAUGUUUUACAAAACCAUGAUACCAUGUUUAUAUAUAAGGUUUUUAAAAGUUGUAAAUAAAGAGUUUU
Messenger RNA from Trichomycterus rosablanca, 3084 nucleotides. RefSeq names its product PMS1 homolog 2, mismatch repair system component (gene pms2). Gene Ontology annotation, biological process: mismatch repair. The record is from RefSeq and is a predicted model, not a curated record. Bases 1 to 2859 code for a protein of 952 amino acids. The transcript is spliced from 17 exons. Gene Ontology annotation, molecular function: ATP-dependent DNA damage sensor activity; ATP binding; mismatched DNA binding. Gene Ontology annotation, cellular component: MutLalpha complex. Lineage: Eukaryota; Metazoa; Chordata; Actinopteri; Siluriformes; Trichomycteridae.